ACCGGGCAUCCCGCGGUAGAGGAUAGCAUCCGAAGGAUGGAAGGCGGAGUUAAGAGGUGUGAGGCCUUAUGACUUGUCCGUUUCUCUCAUCUCGCAGCUCCCAUCUCAUCUCUCUUCAUAUCCACCCCUGCUGCUCGUGGUGCGCGUUUGCGUUUGCGUUGUCUCCCGGAUUCUCAUCCCUUGCAGUAGCGCGCAGGUGUCACUUGUGCUCCGUCUGGCACCAUGGCCGCCCCCGCUGAUAAGGUUGGAGAUGUGGAAGAGAAGAAGGCUCCGGCCGCGGCGGGUGCUGAGGAGAAAGCUGCGGGCGCAUCGGGCGCUGGAGUCGGUGGCGAGGAGGGAGGAGCCAACCCAUUCGAUUUUUCAGCCAUGUCUGGGCUGUUGAACGAUCCCAGCAUCAAGGAGAUGGCGGAGCAGAUCGCUAAAGAUCCCGCAUUCACCCAGAUGGCCCAGCAGCUGCAGAGCAGCGUGCAGAGUGCUGGAAGCGGGGGGGCUCCCCAGUUGGACCCGAACCAGUACAUCAACGCGAUGCAACAAGUGAUGCAAAAUCCUCAGUUCAUGACCAUGGCAGAACGGCUCGGCAACGCCCUGAUGCAGGACCCCGCAAUGUCGGGCAUGCUGUCGAACCUGACGAACCCCGCGCACAAGGAGCAGCUGGAGCAGCGCAUGGCAGCGGUACGAGAGGAUCCGACCCUGAAGCCGGUGCUGGAGGAGAUCGAGACCGGCGGCCCUGCUGCGAUGAUGAAGUACUGGAACGACCCCGCAGUCCUGAGCAGGCUCGGGCAAGCCAUGGGCGUGGGUGUGCCGGGAGCGGACGGGCUUCAAAUUCCUGGGGAGUCGGCGAAUGAUGAAGAGGAGGAAGAGGGUGAGGAGGAGGACGAUGAAUUGACCGUACAUCACACCGCCAGCACCGGUGACGUGGAGGGUCUGAAAAUUCUUCUACGAGACGGUGCAGACAAGGACGAGAAGGAUGCGGAGGGCAGGACUGCGUUGCACUUCGCGUGCGGUUAUGGAGAGGUGAAAUGCGCGGAGGCGUUGCUGGAAGCCGGAGCGGCAGCGGAUGCGCUGGACAAGAACAACAACACAGCCCUGCACUAUGCUGCCGGUUACGGUCGUGCGGAAUGCGUUGAGCUGCUCCUGAAGAACGGCGCUGCUGUGACUUUGCAAAAUUUGGACGGGAAGACGCCAAUCGACGUGGCAAAGCUGAACAACCAGGACAAGGUUCUGCAGCUGUUGGAGAAGGACGCUUUCCUGUAAAUUGGUGGACGAUGAUGGUGAGCUGUGCGGAGGCCGCUACGAGCAACGUCAGGGGCACAGUGUAGUCGAUUCUCGGGCAACGAGAGUGGAGACCAUUGUGGUUGGAUACCAUGUCGUAACGAUCGUAGAGUUCUUUGCAGGGCGUAAGGUGUAGUUCGUAGUGCUGUGCGGAGUAUGACGUUGCGCAGCUGUAGUUGUGAUUUUUGUUAGAGCGUCUAUCUGAGUCGUGUAGGUUUUGUCACGGUCGCAUCCUGUGGCCCGUCCGCGCACUGUGUGUAUGUAUGUUUUCUUGAACAUCGGUUUAAGGCGUCACAAUCGAGAAUUUUAGCGAGGAUAUGGGAGCUUGAUGUGAUAAUAGUACUAAUUUUCGCGAGGGUAUGGGGGCUUAUAUGCCUAGUAUACUCGCACAAGUGGUCCUCUGUGAAGAUCUUGUUUUGUUGUUUGACCAAGAGGUUGAAGCAAUUGGGGUGAUCGAUUGAAUCUUC
This is a messenger RNA of Physcomitrium patens, 1739 nucleotides long. Lineage: Eukaryota; Viridiplantae; Streptophyta; Bryopsida; Funariales; Funariaceae. The record is from RefSeq and is a predicted model, not a curated record.